Hirsutella rhossiliensis is the source of this 5355-nucleotide messenger RNA. RefSeq names its product DNA-binding domain-containing protein. The transcript is spliced from 5 exons. The coding region runs from base 1 to 5355 and encodes 1784 amino acids. The record is from RefSeq and is a predicted model, not a curated record. Gene Ontology annotation, biological process: DNA repair; DNA-templated transcription; chromatin remodeling. Gene Ontology annotation, molecular function: ATP-dependent chromatin remodeler activity; ATP binding; DNA binding. Lineage: Eukaryota; Fungi; Ascomycota; Sordariomycetes; Hypocreales; Ophiocordycipitaceae. Gene Ontology annotation, cellular component: nucleus; Ino80 complex.
AUGGACAACAGCUUCCGCUCCACGGUGCUGCACGGCCCCGACGACGGCGACGAGCGCGACAGGCUGCCGCGCCGCGACGUGGUCAAGGCCGACGCACACCACCACCACCGCCAGUCGCCCUACCCUCCCUACGAGUACUCGCCGCCAAACCACAACGCCAAUCGCACCUCGCUGCUCCACUCGCCGCUGCACAGUCACAGUCACAACCACAGCCCCUACAUGGCAUCGUCGUCGGCUGCCCGCCCCGACGCUGACGCUGCCACGGUCCAUGCGCUGCCUCCAGGGCUCGCCUCGUCGUCGGCCUCGUCGGCCAACCACCACCACACCCACGGCCAAGGCCUGUCGCCGCGUCACAGCAGCACCUACUUCGCACCCUCGUCCGAGGCGUCCUCGCAAAAGCCUGCGUCUGGCAGCUACUACGACCCCACGACCGAUACCACAAACCAGCGUCGGGUCUCAGACUCCUGGCGCGCCUCCACGCCAAAGCCGCCCGACCAGCAUCCGUCCUACUACAACGGCUCCUACGCAUCACCCAGAGCCUCCUCAUACAGUCGGCCGCGCAGCCCGCUGUCCCACUCGCACCCAAAGCUGCCUGCCGGUUCCCUUAGCCCGCCUAGCCACCGGCCUCAAAUGCGCUCGCCUACACGCCGCAUCACCCCCUCGGCAGCCCCGGUAACGGCACCCAACGGCUCCGUCCUGCCGCCCGCCAUGAAGCCCGACCCUUCGGCCGCUUCGUCUCCGAAGCCUGCCGCUGCUUCAAGCACACCUAGCCGUACUGCCGACCCCAUGUCCUUUUCCAACAUCUUGUCUAGCUCCGAGCCAGCCCCAAAGCCGGCAUCUCGGCAGCUUGUCGUCCCCCAGGUCUCGGAACCCGAGCCCGAGCCUGAAGCCGACGCUGAUGCCGAAGCGGACAAAGAGCUUGAUACCGAGCCCGAGCCCAUCACGGCCAAAAAGAUGGAAAUCGUCGUCAAGAAAAAGGCGGCCCGGAGGUCCACCAAGGGCCGUGCCUCCGACAUCAGAGAUGCCGAAGCACCCAAGAGCAAACGCAGAUCGGUGAAGAAGGAGUCGCCUACGCCUCGCCCCUCGUCCAAGCGCCAGGCCAACGGCCUGCCGAAGCCCAAGACCUGGUCGACUGAGAUGGAAAAGAAGAUUCAAAACUCGGAGCUUGUCAUCGACAAUGACGCCUCGAAGCUGGAUCCGACCGAGUUCGACGAGGAGCAAUACAAGGAGCGAGCCACAAAGCGCCGGCGCAUCAUGGCCGACCUUGACAACGACCAGAGCCGCCUUCGCCGCGACGACUUCGCCGACAAGGCCUGCAAGAAGCUGACGUCCCAUUCAGAGCUUGGCAAGCGACGGUACGACGAUGUCUUUUACGACGAGGCACUGCACGAGGUUCGCGAACAGGAACUGUUUGCCGAAAAAGAACGCAAGAAAGACAUGCAACGCAAGCGGCGGCGCGAAAAGUCCAUGGCCGUCACCAUUGAGCAAAAGGAGGCAGCCCUGGCCCGCGCCGUCGCCGCCAUCGACGAGGCCGAGCGUCAGAAGCAUCUCCGCGAUGCUGAGCGGGCCAACAAAAAGGCCGAGCAGACCAAGCUCAUCCUGCAAAAGGGCAUCAAGGGCCCGGCCCGCAACAUUGAGCUCAGCCUCGACGGAGGAGCAAUGUCGAGCUUCCUGGCCUCGGACGCCGAGACCCCCAAGGCCAAGUCCAAGUCCAAGGGCUCCCGGCCCAAGAAGUCCAAGGAACAGAAGCAGGCGGAGAAGGACUCGGCCGAGGCCGCCCAAGCCGCACUAGAUGCCGGCAAGGAGCUGCCGCCCAAGGAAGAGGGCAAAGUCCGCAUCAAGAUCAAGGGCCGGUCCAAGGACAAGGACAAGGAUAAAGACUUGGACAAAGACAAGGAAAAAGACAAGGACAAGGUCAAGGAAAAGGGAAGAGGCAAGGACAAGGCCAGGGCUAAGGACAAGGACAGGCCGGACCUGGAAAAUGACUCGAAAGAUGCCGAGCAGGAAGCCAAGGACGAGGCUGCUGAGCUGGAGAAAAAGUUCACGUCCAAGGGCUACAACCAAAUCUACGAGCAAAUCUGGCGCGACAUGGCCCGCAAGGAUGUCAACAAAACUUUCAAGCUCGCCGUCGACUCCUUCGCCACAAAGGGCUCCAAUCUCAAGAAGACGGCCAUUCUGGCGUCCAAGGAGGCCAAACGAUGGCAGCUGCGGACCAACAAGGGCACCAAGGACCUGCAGGCUCGCGCCAAGCGUGUCAUGCGCGAUAUGAUGAGCUUCUGGAAACGCAAUGAGCGCGAGGAGCGAGACCUCCGUAAGGCCGCCGAGAAGCAGGAAAUCGAGAACGCGCGUCGAGAGGAAGCCGACCGCGAGGCGGCCCGUCAGAAGAGAAAGCUCAACUUCCUCAUUUCCCAGACAGAGCUAUACUCGCACUUUAUCGGCAAGAAGAUCAAGACGGACGAAGUGGAGCGAAGCACCGACCACCCAGAUGUCGCUAAGGACGGCCACGAGGCCUCGGGGAAGAAGCUCGACAUCGCGGAACCUACCGGGCCUCUUGGCGGCAAGGUUACAAGAUUUGAGAACCUGGAUUUUGAUGACGAAGACGAGACUAAUCUCAAGGCCGCGGCCAUGGCAAAUGCCCAGAAUGCCAUCGCUGAGGCCCAGAAGAAGGCCCGCGACUUCAACAACCAGGGCCUGGACAUGGACGAAGAGGGAGAGAUGAACUUUCAGAAUCCGACGGGUCUUGGCGACGUGGAGAUUGAGCAGCCCAAGCUCAUCAACACACAGCUCAAGGAAUACCAGCUCAAGGGCCUCAACUGGCUCGUCAACCUGUACGAGCAGGGUAUCAACGGCAUCCUGGCCGACGAGAUGGGUCUCGGCAAGACGGUCCAGUCCAUCUCUGUCAUGGCGUACCUUGCUGAGAAGCACGACAUCUGGGGCCCCUUCUUGGUCGUCGCGCCGGCGUCGACGCUGCACAACUGGCAGCAAGAAAUUGCCAAGUUUGUGCCCGAGUUCAAGAUCCUGCCGUACUGGGGCAGCGCUGGCGACCGCAAGGUGCUGCGAAAGUUCUGGGACAGGAAGCACUCGACCUACCGCAAAGACGCAGCCUUCCACGUGUGUGUGACCUCGUAUCAGCUGGUCGUGUCCGAUGUCGCCUACUUCCAGAAGAUGCGAUGGCAGUACAUGAUCCUCGAUGAGGCACAGGCCAUCAAGAGCUCGUCCAGCUCGCGUUGGAAGUCGUUGCUGGGCUUCCACUGCCGCAACCGGCUGCUGCUCACCGGAACGCCCAUCCAGAACAACAUGCAGGAGCUGUGGGCGCUGCUCCAUUUCAUUAUGCCUUCGCUCUUCGACUCGCAUGACGAGUUUAGCGAGUGGUUCUCCAAGGACAUUGAGUCGCACGCCCAGAGCAACACGAAACUCAACGAGGACCAGCUCAAGCGCCUCCACAUGAUCCUGAAGCCCUUUAUGCUUCGCCGCGUCAAGAAGCAUGUGCAAAAGGAGCUUGGCGACAAGAUUGAGCUGGACGUUUUCUGCGACCUCACUUAUCGACAGCGGGCCUUUUAUAGUAACCUGAGGAACCAGAUCAACAUCAUGGAUCUUGUCGAAAAGGCCACCAUGGGCGACGACCAGGACUCGGGGACCCUCAUGAACCUGGUCAUGCAGUUCCGAAAGGUGUGCAACCACCCCGACCUGUUCGAACGUGCCGAAGUUCGCUCGCCGUUCUCGUGCGGCUACUUCGCCGAGACUGCGUCGUUUGUACGCGAGGGCAACAACGUGCCCGUCGGCUACUCGACCCGCAGCUUGAUCAACUAUGCGCUGCCCAGGCUUGUCUGGGCUCAAGGCGGUCGGCUCUACAAGGCCGGCAGCGACAACCAACAGGCUGGAUGGAGGAACAAGGCUCUGGGCCACAUGAUGAACAUUUGGGCCCCUGAAAACGUACGUCAAAGUGCCGACGGCUCCCAAGCCUUUUCCUGGCUUCGCUUCGCCGACUCGGCCCCCGGCGACGUGUACAAGGCGGCCCACGAGGGCCUGUUCACGCGAGCCGUGCACGAGCUGCAACGCCACAACCGCCUAGGCCACUUGAAGAUUGUGUACGACGAGGCCGAGGACAACAGCGUCACCCCCGCGCAUGCACUGUUUCAGAUUCGAGCUCGAGCGGACCGCAAGCCUCUGGCGGACGUGACCAAGGAAGGCGUUCUCGACAGCCUGAUGAACAUUGCGCGCCAAGCCUACCGCGACUCGGGCAUGAGCCGGCUCGAGAUGGCUGGAAGACCGCGCGCCUCGGCUCCCCCCGUUGACGUCUCGUGCAACAGCGUAAGUGCGGUCACGGAACGCGAGACCAUCAUGUUCAACGUCGACAUUCGCAAGGCGCUAUACGGCCCGACCCUGGAGGAAGAAAAGUCUCUGGUGGAGAAGAAGGUGCCACUGGCGCUGUGGCCGCCAAACAGCCUCCUCCCGAAGCCGGACAGCGACAAGAACCGGUUCACCAACAUUGUCGUCCCCUCGAUGCAGCGGUUUGUCACCGACAGCGGCAAGCUGGCCAAGCUCGACGAGCUGCUCUCCAAGCUCAAGAAUGAGGGCCAUCGCGUGCUGCUGUACUUUCAAAUGACGCGCAUGAUUGACAUGAUGGAGGAGUACCUGACAUACCGCAACUACAAGUACUGCCGCCUUGACGGCUCGACCAAGCUGGAGGACAGACGUGACACGGUUCACGAUUUCCAGACGCGACCCGAGAUCUUCAUCUUCCUCUUGUCGACGCGAGCGGGUGGUCUGGGCAUCAACCUCACGACGGCGGACACGGUCAUAUUCUACGACUCUGACUGGAAUCCGACGAUUGACUCGCAGGCCAUGGACCGAGCGCACAGACUGGGGCAGACGAAGCAGGUGACGGUGUACCGCCUCAUCACAAAGGGCACAAUCGAGGAGCGGAUCCGCAAGCGAGCACUACAGAAGGAGGAGGUGCAGCGUGUGGUCAUCCAAGGUGGAGGCGCCAGCGUCGACUUUUCUGGCCGUCGCGCUCCCGAGAACCGCAAUCGCGACAUCGCCAUGUGGCUAGCCGACGACGAGCAGGCAGAGAUGAUUGAGCGCCGCGAAAAGGAAAUGCUCGAGUCUGGGGAGCUGGACAAGCAGAAGAAGAAGGGCGGCAAGCGAAAGAAGGCGGAAGCUGCCGCCAGCCUCGAUGACAUGUAUCAUGAAGGCGAGGGCAACUUUGAUGACGGCAGCAAGGGCGGCGCGUCUGGCACUGCGACACCGGCUGAGAGCGAUGUCAAGGGUAAGAAGGGCAAGGUCAAGGGCGGCAAGAGGGCCAAGACGACGAAGCAGCGCCUCGCCAUUGCAGACGGCAAGGUUGACUUUUGA